GGUGCUACAGCAGGCAGUGAAUGUGACACUGCUAAAUGCAUCAAAGUGGAACUCAAAGCUGCAGCUGUAGUGCUGUUCUUUCUCCCUUAGUUUCAGCACUUUAUCAACAUUUAUCAUCUGUGCGUGCAAAACAAAGGGCUCUUUGAUGUACAAUACCACAGAAAUGUGAAAAACAUUUAGACCAUAAGGUUUGGCUUCUGAAAAAAAGAAACCACUACUCCUGUUUCUUGCUUACAUGAUCAUUGCAUUUUCCUCCUCCAGCAGAUUUUUCAGGAAAUAACACUGAACAUAUGCUCCAAGGAUGUCUCUCUCUCUUAUAAUAAAAUGGGGUGGACAGGAGUAUACAAUAACCUCACUAUCAGAAGAGGACACAGUGUUGGAUCUGAAGCAAUCUCUUAAAGGCCUUACUGGAGUGUUACCAGAGCGCCAAAAAUUACUGGGACUUAAAAUGAAGGGGAAACCCGCGGAUGAUGAUGUUAAGCUUGGAGCUCUCAAGUUAAAACCAAAUACUAAAAUCAUGAUGAUGGGCACUCGUGAAGAGAGUUUGGAAGACGUCCUUGGGCCACCUCCUGAUAACGAUGAUGUCAUCAAUGACUUUGAUAUUGAGGAGGAAGUUGUGGAAGUAGAAAACAGGGAAGAAAAUCUACUAAAAAUUUCUCGCAGAGUUAAAGAAUACAAAGUGGAAAUUCUGAAUCCUCCCAGGGAAGGAAAAAAGCUGCUGGUGCUAGAUGUUGAUUAUACACUAUUUGACCACAGAUCUUGUGCUGAAACUGGGGUAGAAUUGAUGAGGCCAUACCUUCACGAGUUCCUGACAUCUGCAUAUGAGGAUUAUGAUAUUGUAAUUUGGUCUGCUACUAAUAUGAAGUGGAUUGAAGCUAAAAUGAAAGAGCUUGGUGUGAGCACUAAUGCAAACUACAAGAUAACCUUUAUGUUGGACAGUGCUGCCAUGAUAACAGUGCACACUCCUCGAAGAGGACUAAUAGAUGUGAAGCCUCUUGGUGUUAUCUGGGGAAAAUUUUCAGAAUAUUACAGCAAAAAGAAUACUAUUAUGUUUGAUGAUAUCGGCCGAAACUUCCUAAUGAAUCCACAGAAUGGACUCAAGAUAAGGCCUUUUAUGAAAGCACAUUUAAAUCGAGAUAAAGACAAGGAGCUUCUAAAGCUCACUCAGUACCUCAAAGAAAUCGCAAAAUUAGAUGACUUUUUGGAGCUGAAUCAUAAACACUGGGAAAGGUAUCUUUCAAAGAAACAAGGACAAUAACAGUAACAAAAUUGUUUAGCACUGAAUCAAAGGGAACUUAACUCAGAUCAUUGGACUUUUCCUUGCUUAUACGCUAGAGUAUAAUAGUGCUGGACACUGGAUACAAUGCCAGAACGACUGCUAUACUUGGUCUUCCAGUUGGGUGGUUGUGGGUUAUUUUUAGUUGUUGUUUUGUUUCAUGGUGGGGUUUUUUGCUUGUUUUCUCCUAAAGAUCACAGCAAUAAGCUCAAAGUGGGAGAAACAAGUCAGUUACUUUUCCUAACAUUCGGUUCUAUGUAUUAACUGAACUACAAAUAUUUUUCUCUCCUUUUCUGCUGAAUUACAACCAUAACUGUUAAAGACCAAAACCAUUCUGAAACUAGAAAAAAAAAAUUAGACCAAAAAAGUUGGGUAAGGAGCCAGUUUUGGCAGUGUAUGAAUUGUAUAAGCCCUUUAUUCCCUCCAUCUUUAGAAACAGUCUCCCUCACCCAGUCCAGUAUUUAAAUCUAUAAAUUACAAGUUGUCUAAGUUUGGUAUGUAUUAGUAUGUCAGUGUUUCUCUGUGCAAGACAGUAAGAUGGGAAGGUACCACCUCUGUGGCCAGUUUCUCCCAGUAUGUGAACUUGUACUAUAAAGCAGUGUUUACUGGAAAACAGAAGACUGAAAACUGAGGGAGAUAAUCCCACUCCUAUCUGGUAACUGAAAAGCAGUCUGCCUGAAAAAUUCUCAUACAUCAGACAAAGGGUUUAGACCUCAGAUGGGAAAGUCACAUCCCUAAUAAAGCAUGAACAAAACCCUUGUUCUCUUCUAGCUCAAUCUUGUCAAAGUGCAAACACUGUGUUUAAAUACAAUAUCCAGCCAUACUGUUCUUAAGAUAUCAUUUCCUUGCGCUGCUUAUGCCUGCACUAUAGAAGUGUGAUGUGACUGCUGUUUGGCAUUACCAACACUUGUGCAUUAUGCAGUUCAUGUAUUUGAAAGAAGUCUGACCCUUUCAAAUAAAAAUGGUAUAUAUUGUUCUUAAGGAACUAUAGCAGUUGUGUAAAUAAUAAAUACCUUUUUCAUAA
Meleagris gallopavo (turkey) is the source of this 2300-nucleotide messenger RNA. Lineage: Eukaryota; Metazoa; Chordata; Aves; Galliformes; Phasianidae. The record is from RefSeq and is a predicted model, not a curated record.